Molecule: messenger RNA, 1631 nt
Organism: Colletotrichum scovillei
Lineage: Eukaryota; Fungi; Ascomycota; Sordariomycetes; Glomerellales; Glomerellaceae
Product: yrdC protein
Exons: 1
Coding region: 168-1631 (487 amino acids)
Biological process (GO): regulation of translational fidelity
Cellular component (GO): cytoplasm
Molecular function (GO): tRNA binding; nucleotidyltransferase activity; double-stranded RNA binding
Source: RefSeq, a predicted model, not a curated record
CUUUGACCAUCCCGUUCCUCCCAUCCACUUGAUCUGCAUGAAGACCUUUUGUUGAUACCCAAUUAAUCUUAUAUGACGACGAUCUAGAUUCUUCUUUUGAUAUCGGAGAAAGCCAUCUUAGCAGACCCUCUUCUGUAAACUUUAUUUUCUUCCCAUCCCUGAAUUUUAUGCAAACUCAACCCACGUCUCUUUUUGCACCUUCUCUCAUACGCCGUAUAAGUCGUUGCAUUACAACUUCUAGCCACAACUACCGGCGACUACUUUCAUCACAACACAACAACAAAGUCACAAUGGAGACCCGAGUAGUGAAGGUCGAGGCUCAAGAGCUGGGGAGUUUCAGAGAUGCAGAGGGACCUGAGAGAUUAAGCAACUGGGAAAUCGCCAACUCAGCCUCUGGCGCAUCAAUAGCCGCCCUACGAGAUGCCGCGGAAUACUUGCGCAGCAAGGACACGCCCGUGGCAUUUCCAACCGAAACCGUCUACGGCCUCGGGGCCGACGCCACGAGAAGCGGCGCCGUCAAGGGCAUCUACUCAGCCAAGGGCCGGCCAUCAGACAACCCUCUGAUAUCGCACGUCUGCGAUCUAGACAUGCUGCGGAGCCUGCUGCGGUCCGAGAGGCAGACAAACGGCGACGCAGCAGGAAAAGACCCGAUCCCGGAAAUCUACAAGCCGCUCAUUGAAAAGUUCUGGCCCGGACCCCUGACGAUCUUGCUGAGGAAUCCGGAGCCGAGCAAGCUCGCGCCCGAAGUCACGGCGGGGCUACCGAGCUUCGGCGUCCGAAUGCCGUCCUCGCCGCUGGCGCUGACGCUCAUCAAGCUCGCCGGCGUGCCCCUGGCCGCACCUUCAGCCAAUGCCUCCACGAAACCGUCACCCACGACGGCGCAGCACGUCUUGCACGACCUGGAAGGGCGCAUCGAGCUCAUCCUGGACGGCGGAGCGUGCCAGGUCGGCGUGGAGAGCACCGUCGUCGACGGCCUGUGCGACCCGCCCGUCGUGCUGAGGCCCGGCGGCGUGGGCAUGGAGGAGCUGCGGACUUGUCCCGGCUGGGAGGGCGUCGUCAAGGCGUAUAAAGACGAGAGCGAGAUGGGCAAGGCGACGCCGCGGGCGCCGGGGAUGAAGUAUAAGCAUUACAGCCCCAAGGCAAAGGUUGUGUUGUACGAGUGGGCUUGCGAGGCGGGUGCCGAGGGUAUCAUUGCCGAGGACCUGCAGAAGGCGCUGAUCCAGCAGAACGGCGACGUGACUGCGACGAAUGGCGCGGGGCCGAGUCCGCUCAAGAUUGGUAUCAUUCGCACGAGACGGUGGAAGAUUGCGGGUGGUCUGCACCAUGGCGCAUUGCAAGUCUCCAAGAUUCAUGUCGACGGGGCUACGGCGGCGAAUGCGAGGGACGAAGCGGCGUACGAGGUACAGGAGGGCGAGCUUCAGGACGCGGAGGAUAAGCCCAUGGCGACGAUCCUCGACAUAGAUCUGGGCGAUGACAUCAGGGGGAUCGCUCAGGGGCUUUUCUCGGCGCUAAGGGAUCUGGAUAGAAGAGGUGCCAGUGUCAUCUUCGUGGACGGUAUCGAUGACAGAAAUGACAUUGCAGAGGCGGUAAUGAACAGGCUCCGCAAGGCAGCCUCCGAGAUCCGAGCAUAG